AUGUGCGGGAUCACAGCAACCAUCAGACUUCGACGAGGUGCCGCUGUUUUCGCCACAAACGGACACGUCGGUCUCAAUGAAAAUGGCCCAAAUGGAUUGCCAAACAACCAGGCUUUACACCAACAGUUGGCGCAAAGUCUUGCAACAAUUGCUCAUCGAGGCCCAGACGCUGAGGGCAUCUGGAUCAGUCACGAUGGAGCCAUCGGUCUGGGCCACCGUCGCCUUGCCAUCAACGACUUGACGUCUGACGGUGUGCAACCUCUGCACAGCGACGACGGAAUGAUACAUGCCGUCGUCAAUGGAGAGAUCUAUGACCAUGACGCUAUCCGAGAACGGUGCAUUCAAGAUCAUGAAUAUCAGUUUAAGGGCCACUGUGAUAGCGAGGUUUUAAUUGCCCUGUACAAGAUCUAUGGAGCUCCUGGAUUCUUCAAACAUUUGAGGGGAGAAUUCUCCUUUGUGAUUUUUGACGAGAGAGACGGACGGGUGAUCAUAGCUCGUGAUCGCUUCGGCAUCAAGCCUAUGUACUGGACGAUUGUGGGUGAAGGCGCAGAGCAACGCUUACUAUUGACAUCUGAAGUCAAAGGCUUUUUACCCCUUGGUUGGGCGCCUGAGUGGAAUGUGCCUGGUCUCGUCAGUGGACUGGCCCUACAAGCUGAGAAUACGGUUUACAAGGAUGUCUGGAAAUUGAACCCAGGUUCUUGGAUGGAGAUGACGCAAAGUGGUGUGAUUAAACACCAUCAAUACUGGGAUCCUGAGUACAAGGAUAAGCAUGAAGUAGAGACGCGUAGCUUGGAUGAAAUUGUUCUGGGAGUCAGAGAGCGAAUUAUCGAAGCUGUGAGGCUUCGGCUCCGUGCUGACGUGCCAGUGGGCAUCUAUUUGUCAGGAGGCAUUGACUCCUCAAUCAUCGCCGGAAUUGUGACAAAGCUUGUCCGAGAGGAAGGCGUUAUGCUGGGUAAUCAAGAUGCCACGAAACGGAUUUCCUGCUUCAGCAUCCAGUUCCCUGAGGACUCGGGAUUCAACGAAGCUGAUAUUGCGCAGCGGACGGCAGACUGGCUCGGUGUGCAAAUCCUCAAGAAAGACAUGAACGAAGAAGAGCUUGCGAAAAACUUUGUUGAUUGUGUCUAUCACACCGAGCACCACCACUUCGAUCUCAACUCCGUCGGGAAAUUUUGUCUUUCCGCGCUUCCACGACAGUAUGGCGUGCCAGUUGUUCUCACGGGUGAAGGGGCUGACGAACACUUCGCCGGGUACCCAUUCCUGAUGCCAGACUUUCUCAUGGAGCCGGAUUACGCAUGGCGAGACUCUGAUUUGGCAAAGAAUGACCAGAUACGAGAGGUCAUGCAGAAGGAAAUGGCGGACGACCUCAGAAAAAUGUUCACAAGAGUCGGCAUGUUUGAUCACAAGUGGGACAAGACGCCUCCGGCCUCCCACCAUCAUGGCAUAGGGAAUAAUGCUUUGAAAUGGCAGCCUCACUCGGACAUGUUCGCACCUUGGGUCCAAGAUUCUCACGGGAGAACCGAUAUGAGAGAAAGUGUGGCCAAGACCAUGUCAGCCGAAGUACGCAAAAACAUGGACGAAAAGUGGCACACACUGCACUCUUCCCUUUACUACUACACUCGCGGUGCGCUUCCCAACAUGAUCCUCACCUGCUUGGGUGAUCGUACCGAAAUGGCGCACAGCAUCGAAGCAAGGCCCCCUUUCUUGGACCAUCACUUGGCUGAGUAUGUCAAUGGUCUUCCACCGAGUCUGAAGAUUGCAUACAAUCAGCCAGAGGGCGAUACGGAUGGAACGGGAUCGAGUUUGUGGUGGAAGAAUCUUAGUGCUGCCCGCCAAUCCUUGAGCGAGAAGUGGAUUCUCAAGGAGGCUGGCAAGCCCUUCAUCACUCAGGAACUGCAUGAUCGUCGGAAGCACCCGUAUUCAGCACCCGUUAAGUGGCCUCGGGAAGGGCCCAUACACCAGCUCUUCAAGAAGCUAAUUACGAAGGAUUCGGUGGAUAACCUGGGCUUCUUGGAGUGGGAGGACGUGAAGAGCUGGCUGGAGCGCGGGUUUGGGGAUGAUUCUGAUCCCAACGCUUUCAGAAAGUUGGUCAUUACCGGAUCGUGGGUUGUCCUAAGCCGGCGAUUCGGCAUCAAAAAAGCGGUCCCAGCGGAGAAGACCGGCUUUACAUGA
Molecule: messenger RNA, 2169 nt
Organism: Colletotrichum orchidophilum
Lineage: Eukaryota; Fungi; Ascomycota; Sordariomycetes; Glomerellales; Glomerellaceae
Product: asparagine synthase
Exons: 4
Coding region: 1-2169 (722 amino acids)
Cellular component (GO): cytosol
Molecular function (GO): asparagine synthase (glutamine-hydrolyzing) activity
Source: RefSeq, a predicted model, not a curated record